UCUUUCUCCGCCUGCGCUUUCCAGAGGCGGCGGUCCGGAGACUGCUCCUUCUCCUUCUCCUUCUUCCGGUCUUCCCCUUUCCCUGCACCUCACGAACCACGACAGCUGAAGCAUCUAAUCAUGGAUACAGUUGGUAGCGCGACGCCCUUCUCCCGCACCACCAACACGACCUCUUCUUCUACAACCUCGUAAGCAGGGUGGGUCGGGACAAGGGGAUAGAGAAGUUGCUAUUGAUGCCGAGAUGGCCAGGGUUAACAAGCUGCCCGCCAAUAGUUCCUACGCUAUACACCGCAUGAAGGUGCUGAACAAACUUCGCCAUCUGAUAUCUAUCAAGAGGACCACAUCCCAAGAUGAGGAGCUUGAACUCCUUUUUGCCAGCCUUUCAAUUUAAAGUCUACCUUUGACAUCUUACAUGUACUAGAUGGCGUCACUGUUUUGACAUGUGUACUCCGUAUUGAUCAGUUGUGCCUGCUUGUCCAGUAUAACAAUAGUUUUCGAGCACUUUCCUUUACCUGUUUGCAAAGUUGUUCGGGAACUUGAUGAGCUGCAGAAGAAUCCUUUAUUCUCGACCUCCAUGCAUUGUAAUCAUGUAAAAUCUUUACAUUAUAUCAUCUUUUGUGCAAAAAUUGGCCACUACUGCAUCUCUAUAUUGAAGGCCCACAGCCAGAGUCUGAACCAAUAA
Molecule: messenger RNA, 682 nt
Organism: Brachypodium distachyon (stiff brome)
Lineage: Eukaryota; Viridiplantae; Streptophyta; Magnoliopsida; Poales; Poaceae
Exons: 4
Coding region: 242-391 (49 amino acids)
Source: RefSeq, a predicted model, not a curated record